This is a messenger RNA of Ustilaginoidea virens, 3297 nucleotides long. RefSeq lists its product as uncharacterized. Gene Ontology annotation, molecular function: transcription coregulator activity. Gene Ontology annotation, biological process: regulation of transcription by RNA polymerase II. Gene Ontology annotation, cellular component: mediator complex; core mediator complex. Bases 1 to 3297 code for a protein of 1098 amino acids. The transcript is spliced from 3 exons. The record is from RefSeq and is a predicted model, not a curated record. Lineage: Eukaryota; Fungi; Ascomycota; Sordariomycetes; Hypocreales; Clavicipitaceae.
AUGGAGUCGAGCGGCCAGAAUGGUACGCGCACCGAUCACGAUAGGGACGCGACGACGAAUGGCGCCAGUGGAGCGAAUAACGCAAUCAGCCAGCAUGCAGGGCCUUCCUCCAAGGAUAAAGCUGCUACCACCAAUAAUGCUUUGAACGCCCCCAAUGGCACACGUGAAUCGCGACAAGACGAAACCAGCCUUGGCGAAAGGCCGGAAGCAGAAAGAAAUCGAAUGAAUGACCUUCCCGACGAAAUUAUUCAUAUAACUCAGGGCUUUGUCCCCUUGUCACUGCUGCUCACACGUCUCGCCCAGACAACACACAAUGCCGUCCAAGACAAAGUUGCGGAAUUGGCUAAGAUGCCACUGCCAGCGACGUUCGCGAACGGAAAUGCCCCUUACUCUUCCAGUAAUUCAGAGGACAGCUCCGUGGAAAAUUUGAGGAAGAAGGGGAGUCUCAGUCAUUUUGCUCAAGAAUGGCAUGGCAAAUGGUUGAAAGCGCUCGUCAUUACAGAAUGGAGCAGGAAAGCUCAUCUGGUCAGCAAGUUGAUCGAUCUCAAGUUCCAUAUUGACCAGCAAAGAAUGCUUUACGAUGCUGCGCUUGACAAUAUUGUCAAUGUCAAGCGGGAUUUGACGUUCGCCCGGAUGCCUAGUCCCGAUCUGAAAACUGCUUUGCAGAUUCUAUCCUCUGGAACUGCUCCAUGGAUGCCCGAUUUACAGUACAUCGAACCACCAGCCUUAUCAGCUGAAGAUCAGUCGAAGUGGAUCAACGACUUGAAUACUCUUUUAUCACUACGUCUUAAUCUCGACGACUUUGACAAAAUUCCACCGCAAUUUCGCAAUUAUGAGAUCAGUUCCGGGCGAGUCACUUUCAGAGUCGACGGCGAAUUCGAGGUCGAUCUUACCAUUGCAGACGAGGAUUUCAAGAAACAGUUUUGGUUUAUUGAUUUUCGAUAUGCCUUUGCACCUGCCGCGUCAAGGCUUCCCGAGUCCUUACGGGCCUAUCUCGAGGGUUGUGUCAAUGAUGUGCUAGGCAGAGAGGGUUUGGAAGGCUGCUAUAAAUAUCUCCACGAGUUCGUGCUCACGUCAAAGAUCAACGAGCUGAGACGCCAGGCAUUGCAACUAAGCAGAAGCUCAUGGACGGGUACUUUGAACGUGGAACCUUUGAACCGAGCCUUGGCGAUUCAAUACUGGACGUCUCGGUCUGCGACAACAGUAUCCAAGAGUUGGAUUUUGGUUGCGGUCAACGGCAAUCGGAAGGCAAACGGCAAACAAAAUGCCAAUUCGUCGAGCCAGCUUGUUGUGAAGUGGUACCGGGAUGGCAGGGAAGUCGAGGACGUUGACAUUGAGCUGGAUCUGGCUCAACUUUCAGCCGAGUCACUACUGACAAACGUCAUUCGCCUACAUGUGGGAUAUAUUCUGGGGAGCAUCCACGAAAGGCUGUCAGCAGCAGCACGAUUUAAAAAUCGAGAAGCGGGCAUGGUUCUUCGAUUGUCAAAGACGCAUCCUGCACACUCCAUACUGACCGUACAGGUCGGAUGCAGCGACAAGAUUUCAAUGUUGCUGGAGCCAAUGACUGGAGUAUUCGCAGUGAAGCCACAGUCAAAGUUUACCAUACAACCCGAACAUCAGCUCAAUAAUGGAAGGAAUGCUCCGGAAGAUGGGGUCAACUGUUUGGAGCAUAUUCGGUGUGCCAUGAUGGAGGAUGAACUGCAUCGCCGAAGCACAACCAUGGGGGGGUGGGAAGUCUGCAAGCCAGCCAUGACGACCGAAGAACUCAAAUCAGUAACCAAGAUUCGAGAAUGGACACGUGCUAUAUGGCUCCGGAAGGCAGGGUGGGGUUCCAGCUGGCUCGUGGUCGUGGUUUUGAGCUUGAGCGGUGAUGAGUGGUGGCUGCUUGAAUCAAACGGAGGCGAGACGAUGAGUUCACCAAGGUUCCGAGCCAAACUGCCGCUCGACAAUGGCUAUCCCGAGUUAUCAGACACGUUUUGGAACGAUCUAGGUUACUUGACAACGGGACUGAUUACCCAAUCGGUUGACUUGAGGGAGCUGCAUCGGCAUAGGAUUAAGAGCAGGUCAAGCGGCAAAAAUGUCCCGUCAUCCACACGACGCGUACGGCUUCCCUCGAUUGAGGUGGCGCUAUCUGCCUUAUUCCCAGCCAUGGUUUUCGAUAAGGACGAAGCCGCGCCAGACUUAUCAUUAUGCUCCGUUAAUGACGAGGACGAGGACGGCGACAUGGAGCUUUUGUCGCUCAUGGAGCGAGCUUCGGGCGCCACGUUGGCGCCGAAAAAGGCCUGGGCGGACAACAUUGUCAGCAUCUGCUUCAACAGCGUCAAGGCUCUGUCCAAGACUGGAAGCACUGGUGAGGACGGUUCGCAGGAAAACAGCGAGCUCAUGUGUGACUCGGUGGCUACCAUCAAGGUCAGGAAGCCGGCCAAGUUUGCUUCGCUCACGGGACUGGCGGACCGAGACGUCACCUACGAUGCUCAGCUUGGCCAAUUCUCGAUGCGCAUACAGCGUGCUGUGGGAAAACCGGUGCUCGACACGCUCAAGUCACGAAUCAAGGCGAUUGACCGAUUUGUCAAUUUCCUGGAGGCAAUGGAAUGCGCGCGGAGCACGAUUACGACGGAAUCCGUGACUCUGCGACAGAUUACAUUUUAUUACAGCGAGAAGAAGGCGGCCGGUGAUGCCGAGGGACAGACGCAAGACCAAAGCAAGCGCUGGCGCGUGGUUCUGGAUCUUUCCAAGGAUGACAUUGACGUUGAAAUCGAGAAGGGUAAUUCCCAUCUCCGACUGGUCGACCUCAUGCGGCAGCUGGUCAAUAGUGAUGGCGGCAUCGGUGCCUUGAUGUCGUGGUUGCCCUCGUCGCUCGCCGCCCUCGAGGCCAUUGACAAGAUGGAAACGCGGUGGGAGCCUCUCCUCGCCGCCGGGCGGGGUGGAUUCGAAUUCUCCAUGAAGACGAUUGCCUGGAUGACCAUUACGUACUCGAUCAACCCGGCGGGCAGCAGCAGCAGCAGCAAGGGAACGGCCGAGGUGGUCACGCUGGAGGUGCAGAUGAAGCGGCGCCGCAACGAGGCGUGGUGGCACGUGUGGCGAUCCGACGCCGACGCCGACGACGCAGCAUCCCAAGCCCUGAAGCUGGCUUGGAACGGCAAAGGCGAAGGCUGGCUCGGCCUGGCAACCAGCGCGGCAGGUCGUCCUCAGCGCGGCGUCGUGGCGAUGCUUCUAGCCGUCGACGAGGCCAUUCGAAAGUGCGUAACAGACGACGGCAAGGGAGACGUUGCGCUGGAGCAGGCUACGCGACGAUGA